AUGCGAUCCAUCUCCUACUUUCUUCUGGCCUUGUGCCCGCUCACUGCUAUGGCCGCCCUCAAUGGCCACUGCUCCGGAACCGCAACGGGCACGGCCAAGAGGCAGGGCAUCUGCGUUAAGACCUCGACUUGCGCUUCGUUUGGAGGGUCGACCAUCAAUGGCGGAUGUCCUAACGACCCAGCCGACGUCAAAUGCUGCACCAUGUACCAGUGCUUCGGCGAUGAGUCGAUGUGCCAGUGGACCAACACUGCCUGUGAUGGCACAUGGCGAUCCGGACUCUGCCCGGGAGGAAGCAACUACAAAUGUUGCGAUUUCGUCUAA
Molecule: messenger RNA, 321 nt
Organism: Chaetomium globosum CBS 148.51
Lineage: Eukaryota; Fungi; Ascomycota; Sordariomycetes; Sordariales; Chaetomiaceae
Exons: 2
Coding region: 1-321 (106 amino acids)
Source: RefSeq, a predicted model, not a curated record